This is a messenger RNA of Elgaria multicarinata webbii, 6353 nucleotides long. RefSeq names its product solute carrier family 38 member 2 (gene SLC38A2). Bases 535 to 2061 code for a protein of 508 amino acids. Gene Ontology annotation, cellular component: plasma membrane. Gene Ontology annotation, molecular function: L-glutamine transmembrane transporter activity. The record is from RefSeq and is a predicted model, not a curated record. The transcript has 16 exons. Lineage: Eukaryota; Metazoa; Chordata; Lepidosauria; Squamata; Anguidae. Gene Ontology annotation, biological process: amino acid transmembrane transport; L-glutamine transport.
CAAAAGCGGAGGCAUCGGAAGACAUUCUCUAGACCUAAUCGCGGCGUUCCACGAGAGCAUCUUCUUCCGUCGGCUCGUGCCGAUCGCCAAUAGCAAACCGAGCCGCGCAGAACCUGAACGCUCUUUGUGUGCGUGUAUACGUGUUGUUUAAUUUUAUUUAAUAAGAGAACCAUAAAUUAUUGUUUUAUACCGUAUUUUUUCAUAAAGAAAACAAAACGCGAUUGUUUAUAUUUUAUUUAAUUUUUUUUUCCUACUGGGCCUUUUUAUUUGUUACGAUUUUUAAAAAUUGGGGAGGGGGCUUUCGUUGAUGAGGCAGAUUGAAUCUCAUCGAAAAAGCUCGUGGUCCUUAAAAGCAAAAAGGAAGACGAAGAAGCAUUAGCAGCUCCGGAACAUCCCCGAUUGUAAGCUUCGUUGAUUAAGACAAGGCAAGUCCACCAGCCAAGGACAAAAGAUCAAAAGGGACCCAGGCUGCUGCUGCAAACCCAAAUAAUUAAUUUGCCUGCUGGUACCGAAGAAGGCGGCCUGGAUCCCAUCAUGACCAAAGCUGAAAUGGGCAAGCUCAACAUGACCCCCGAUGAAGACAGCAGUAGCUACAGCUCCAACAGCAAUGACUUCAGCUACUCCUACCCAACCAAACCAGCUGCUAUGAAGAGCUCUUAUGCAGACAUGGAUCCAGAAAACCAAAACUUUUUACUUGAAUCCAAUCCUGGAAAGAAGAAAUAUGAAACUGAAUAUCAUCCAGGUACUACUUCCUUUGGAAUGUCAGUAUUUAAUCUGAGCAAUGCUAUUGUAGGCAGUGGCAUCCUUGGACUUUCUUAUGCCAUGGCAAACACUGGAAUUGCCCUCUUUGUAAUUCUUCUAGUCUUUGUGUCGAUAUUUUCUUUAUAUUCCGUUCACCUCCUUUUGAAGACUGCUAAUGAAGGAGGGUCUCUGUUAUAUGAACAACUGGGAAUGAAGGCAUUUGGCAUGGCAGGGAAACUUGCAGCAUCCGUAUCAAUUACAAUGCAGAACAUUGGAGCUAUGUCAAGCUACCUCUACAUAGUGAAAUAUGAGUUACCGUUGGUCAUCAAGUCAUUUAUGAACAUUGAAGAGAACACUGGAGAAUGGUAUAUCAAUGGUGAUUAUCUGGUUAUAUUGGUAUCCCUGGUGCUCAUUCUUCCUUUGUCGCUGUUGAAAAAUUUAGGUUAUCUGGGAUACACCAGUGGAUUUUCCUUAUUGUGCAUGGUCUUCUUCCUUAUAGUUGUCAUUUGCAAGAAAUUUCAGCUUCCUUGUGGACUAGAACAUGAUUUGGCUAAUGCAACUCUGAACGCUACCCUAGAACAUCUGUCAACUGUUGCACCUCUUAAUGGAACAGAAGUCAAUAUAACUAGUGAUGACAUGUGCACACCGAAAUAUUUCAUCUUCAAUUCACAGACUGUCUACGCUGUACCGAUCCUAACAUUUUCCUUUGUCUGUCAUCCUGCUAUUCUUCCUAUUUAUGAAGAAUUAAAAGGCCGAAGCCGCAGAAGAAUGAUGAAGGUAUCCAAUGUUUCAUUUUUUGCCAUGUUCCUCAUGUAUCUUCUGGCUGCUCUCUUCGGCUACCUGACAUUUUAUGGAAAUGUUGAACCAGAGUUGCUUCACACAUAUUCUGAAGUCCUGGGAGCGGACGUGCUCCUCCUUAUUGUGCGCCUGGCGGUCCUGAUGGCAGUAACGCUUACUGUGCCAGUUGUGAUUUUUCCAAUCCGCACUUCCAUCACACAAUUGUUGUGUGCAAGCAAAGAAUUUAGUUGGUUGCGCCAUUGUGCUAUUACCUUCGCUCUGUUGGUAUUCACCAACAUCCUCGUGAUCUUUGUUCCUACAAUUCGAGAUAUAUUUGGAUUCAUUGGUGCCUCUGCUGCAGCCAUGCUGAUCUUUAUACUGCCAUCUGCUUUCUACAUUAAGCUAGUGAAGAAAGAAUCCAUGAAAUCUGUUCAGAAGAUUGGGGCUCUUCUUUUCCUGCUCAGUGGCAUAUUUGUGAUGACUGGAAGUAUGACUUUGAUCAUUCUGGAUUGGACCAGCAACGCUGCUUCUGAUGGUCAUUAACUAUCUGCUUUGGACCCCAGUGUUUGUUCAACCAUCUACUGACAGAAAGAACUUCUUACCCAUGUUUGCAGUUCUGCUUCCUUUGAAAUGCAGAUUCUUUGAUGCUGGUUCUUCUGAUUGUAGAAUAGGUGGACUUUUUUUUUAAAAAAAGAAACUAUUCUGCACGAUGGUAAUGGAUACUAACAUCAAACCACCUGAAUCUUUGGCUGAGGGAAGUGACUAUUUAUUCCAUUCCAGAGAAUGGACAGCUCUCUCUGUAAAAUUUUAUCAAGCCUUGUUUGGCUUUUGUCAUUGUUACUUGGAUAUUUUUUAUUAUUUACUUGAAUGUGCCUAAUGGAAACAAUUGAUGGGAGAAAUAAGUUAGUUUACAGUAGGGGGCUAAGCUAACUAUUGAAAGUGAGAAAAAACACUAUUAUUUUUGUACCAAAAAUUUUAUGGACCUCAAAAGCACUAUUUUGACUUUAAGAAAAUGUUUUGUAAGUUGAUCCAAAUAAGGGUAGGAGGAAAUUAGUAAACUGUUUAAUCAGUGUUCUAAAUUCACGUGGUUUGCCUGUCUAUAGAGGCAUAUCCUUAAAAAUUAUAUUUUUUGGCCAAAAGAAAAUAUUUUUGGAAACCUAUUAUGCUAAACAUUGAUUAAUUGGAAAGACUAGAACUGUAACUGAGUUCUGUAUGUAACUCAGUUAUGCUAAAACAAAGUAAAACCGAACAAAUAUUUGUGAAGAAGAGCCCAGGGUAAUGUGUCUAAUCCAACCAACAUAAAUCACCACACCCUACGUCAAUUAGCUAUUUGAUCAAAUAGUCAUGUUUUUAAAAAAGAUUUCAUCCCAUCUAACUGGAUGUUAAAACAAUUUGUAUGUAGUAAACCUUGCAUCCAAUUCAAUUAGUGCUAUACCCAAGCAAGCCCCUUGACAUUAAAGAGGGAUGUAUAGAAGUUGCAUUUAGCAAAUUACUGAUCUAUUCAUGAUAAUGCAAUCUUAGCAUUUUUCUUCUUGAGGUACUCAAUAGUGCAAUUCCAUUUUUUUUAAAAAGGCAUUUUUUUCUCUCUGCCCUCCCCCUCCCCCGUUUCGUUCACUUGCUGUUUACCUACCAAAUCCCAUUGGGUCAUUGACUGUUAACAUGGAGUUCCCUUACUAGCAGCACAUGAUCCUAGUGACCAUUAAUGUUACACAUGUUGGCUUUAUUUAUUUAUUUUGAAACCAGUAAAAGUGAGGUCCUGUUACAGUUUACUAGCAGUACGGUAUUCGCAAACUGUACAAUAUUUUUCAGUGUCAGGUUUUCAUCCAUUGUUGGAGUUUUAAAUUAUUUCAUGUUCUGUUCUUCUUUGUACAAGAGAGAUUCGUAAUGACAUAACAAAGCACCAGUUUUUGAUGUAUAUGGCAAAAAUUCUCUUCAUGAGGCAACUGGGAUUCCUAAUACAACUGAUAUUCUGUGGUAGUCUUUUUUUUUCCCCAAAGCAAAACCUAGAUUGACUACAUUUGUCAUCUCGUGUAUUUGUUUCUGAUAUAGAUGUGUGCUGUUUGAGCCUUGAAUUUGCUUUAACGGGGUGGGGGACAGGUUCUGCACAGUGGUUUUUAAGAGCGUGAUCCUUUCCUGUAUGCAAAAGGAUCGCCAUGGGGCAUAAGGGAGUCCUGUUUCCUCCAGCCUUUCUCCUUUCAGUGUGUGCAGCUGGCAUACAAGGCGUUACAAGGAAUGGUAGAUUUGUGUGCACCUCCCAGUCAGGGAACACAAAAAGGGCUGAGUGGGGAUAAAGGAAUGUUAUACGAACUUCCCAUUCCUUGGAUUGCCCUGCAAGGGCAUCCCAGAGUUAUCCCCACAAUAAAUCUGUGUAAGGCUGCUGCACCUGCCUGGGAUGGACCGUUCCCCUGUUUUGUUACUCUGCAUGCUCACUGCAUUAUUUCAAUCCCAGGCUGAAGAGAUAUGGUACUUGCAUCAGCGCACCUUCAGCAUUGCUUCCAAUGCUGCUGGAAAGGACAUUCUAUGAGAAUCUGAACAGACAGAGUUUUAACAGUGUAAUACUCUGUGGACCGCUUUCAACAAUGUCCACCUGGCAUAAUAAUUUAGAAAACCAAUGUAUCUAAUUUCAAGAAGUAACAGUUCAGUUGGAGGGAUCAAAUGAUGGCAUGUAAUUAGCUAACUAAACAAGCAUUUUUAUUUCAUUUUUUUAAAAAAGUCUAAGCCCAUUUUUAAUAUUUGGCAGAUGUCUGCCAUUGUGUCUAGGUUUUUUAACUGAUAAUGCAAAUGUUUUUGUUUGUAUACCGCAUGGCAAUUGCUAGCUACUAUGGCUAUAAUCCCAAUUCCAUUGAGGUCAGUAUCAAUAGAAACCUGCCUUACUGAAAAGUGACUGUAAUCUUUUGCUUACUAGUUGUGAAUGGCUUGACUUUUUGAAUCAAAGCCAUAGUCCUGGACAGGGCAAUAUGAACUGUACUUGAAAAACAGUCCUAAUAAUCUCAUUCUCAGAGAAUCCAGGUAACCCAACCGCCAUACCUAUACUUAAGAACUCAAACUUUGUUUGGCUCUGAACUCCCAAAAGAACAUCUUAGAAUUUCAAAGAUCACAUUUUUCUAAGCAAUUGGUUGAUAUAAUGAAAGAUUUUUAUUUGUUUUUGUCUCAGAACUACCACUGGCUUCAAUGGAUUAGGAUUGCAUUAUACAUCUGUAGUAGAUAGAUUUAACAUAAUUAAAAUUACAUUGUUACAUAGUGUACUAGUCUAGUGGUACUCAGUUUAACACCUUAGAUACUCUUGAAAGUAUGUAGAACAAGUCUCAGUUAAAGCGGCAGCUGUUCCUCUUUACCCAUUAAUGUUGUUCCUUGUAAACAAAUACUAGUAUUGCCCAGUAUCUUUAAGCCAACGGUAUGAGAUAGGUAAUAACGGCAAAACAUUUUCCAUCACUGGAAAGAGUUUGUAACCUAAAAGGAUUGCUUCUUUGGUUCAUCUCAACAACUGGAAGAGUGACAAGUGAAAAAAAAGUGACAGCACUUGUACCUCAAGAAGUGACACUGAGUCAUAGCUGUGCAAGUGAUAUCUGGACAGUACACUGUGAAUCACACAGCUUUCUGUCAUUUGGUGACUACAAAGUUCUCCAGCUGCUUCUGCUGAGUACCACUAGGCCAUCAUCCCCCAACCUGGGGCCCUGCAGAUGUGUUGGACUGCAAUUCCCAGCAAGCAUGACCAGGAUAAGCAAGGUUGGGAGUUGUGGCCCAUCUCAUCCGGAGGGCAUGAGGUUGGGAAAGGCUGCAGCUCUCUCUUGAGAUCUCUCAAUAUCACCUGAGCUAGUAGUGUCAGUAUUAAUUAUACCACUGUUUGUCACCUCAUUUUAAAAUUGCUGUCUUCCAUGUUUCAUUCAUAAAAUAUAACAUGUUAUUUAUAGAACAGUAACCUGUUGAAGUUAAAAGCCUAUUUUUCAGUAUUUAUGGAUAGCCUCUGUAUGUAAAUUAUGUGUGUAUAUAUUGUAAGUAUUUUGUAUAUAAUGUAGGUUUGGGAUUUUGUGUUUCUGUAUAUAUGCUUUCAUCAUAUGGUUGAUGGCUAAUGCAUUAUGUCCAUGAUUCAUUCACCUUGUAUACCCAGGAAAGAUCUGUCAGAUGGAAAUUUCUUGAGAAAUAAUGUUUGCUCAAACUGAAAUUCUGUGUACUCAAGUUUCAUCAAGUCACACUAACGUUAAAAACUAUGGUUGGCAUUUACUACUCUAGGUGAGCCCAAGGUCAUGUGCUAGUCAACAUCUUCUUUUAUAAAUCCUACACCCGCAGACUGUAUCGUAAACUGAUCACGAAACUCCUGUCAGUUUCAAAAGCAGUUGGUAUGUGUGGUGGAAAAGCAUAGAGGCUGUUUGAGGAAAAAUAAGUUUAAAGCUUUUCUGCGGGCUCAUAGAAGUCAGUUCAUGAUUCUUUAGAUCUUGGCCCGUGAGGGCUGUAUUGAGUGCAAAAGUCCAUGCAUGCAAGGGCUUUGCUGUGUGAACACAGUUUUUGAAUAUGAGGGCAUGGGAAGCUCCUGUGUGCAUGAAGCUUUUGACUGGGCCCCUCCAUUGCAAUAAACAUCAGUACCUUUUCAGUCCCCAAAGUUCAGGUUUUCAGAGUACAAUUUGCCAUUGAUGUUUUCAGUGACUGAUUUUAAAAUCAAUAUAUCAAGCCUUCGUGUACAGGUAUGAUACUAUUUGUAUAUAUUGUAUAUGUAUAUAUAGAGAUACACACUGUAUUGUUAGAUCAACAGUUGGACUACAAUUGUUGAAAAAAGAGUGCUACACAGUUUCAAUGAAACAUUGUAUGUUUUAACUAACUAAAUAAAGUUAUAAUCUUAA